Ceratitis capitata (Mediterranean fruit fly) is the source of this 468-nucleotide messenger RNA. RefSeq names its product pre-intermoult gene 1 protein-like. The record is from RefSeq and is a predicted model, not a curated record. Bases 1 to 468 code for a protein of 155 amino acids. NCBI's taxonomy places the organism in Eukaryota, Metazoa, Arthropoda, Insecta, Diptera, Tephritidae. The transcript has a single exon.
AUGAAGGUCAUAACAAUUUUGCUGUUCGGUCUUGUGGCGUCUUUAUUGUUAAUACAGGAGUCAUCCGCAGCCGAUAGUGCAGCAAGCGAUGACGACACUAUCAGUAAUAUAGAUGACGGUGCAGACUACAGCGCUAAAGACGUUGAUUACGGCAGUAGUGAAGCUGCUGAUGACCAAAGUGGCAAUGGUGAUAGUGAUUAUAGUGAUGACAGUGUGAGCAGCAGCAGCGCUAGCCCCAGUAGAGCAAAUACACAGCAAAGAGUCCGAAGAGCUCGCCAGGCAGUUAGACGUCCACAAGCAAGCCGACAGAAUAAUCGAGCAAAUGCCAGGCGUCGCCAGAAUGCUGUGCGUCGUCAAAACAACAACCGCCGCCGAAAUAACGUACGCCGACAAAACAAUGCCCGCCAACGUAAUAAUAGACAAUCUCGUGGCAACAGACGGGCUCGCAACAAUAGAUUCCGCGGUUAA